Messenger RNA from Gekko japonicus, 734 nucleotides. Its product is annotated as olfactory receptor 5V1-like. The transcript has a single exon. NCBI's taxonomy places the organism in Eukaryota, Metazoa, Chordata, Lepidosauria, Squamata, Gekkonidae. Gene Ontology annotation, cellular component: membrane. Gene Ontology annotation, molecular function: olfactory receptor activity; G protein-coupled receptor activity. The record is from RefSeq and is a predicted model, not a curated record. The annotation marks the transcript as partial. Gene Ontology annotation, biological process: G protein-coupled receptor signaling pathway.
UCACCUCUCCUGCUUGGACAUUCACUGUCGUUGUUCCCAAGAUCCUCAUCAACUUCCUGCGCCAAGAAAACACAAUUUCAUAUGAGGAAUGCCUGGUGCAAGCCUUCUUCCUGAUGGUCUUUGUGGGCUGCGAGCCGGCACUAAUGGCUGUCAUGGCCUAUGACCGCUAUGCCGCCAUCUGCAGGCCCCUGCACUACUCUCUCCUCAUGAGCAAGAGGGUGUGUAUCCAGCUAGCCUCUGCCACUUGGGUCUGUGGCUUCCUGGUCUCAGCAGUUCACAGUGCCUUGGCUUCACAGUUGUCCUUCUGUGAAGUCAACCAGAUCCCACACAUCUUCUGCGAUGUCCCGCCACUGUUACAAAUCGCCUGCAGUGAUACUCGUGCCAACGAACUGGCCACUCAUAUCAUGAGCCUCUUUGUGGGCCUGUUCCCCUUCCUGUUCAUCAUCCUCUCCUACAUCUGCAUUUUGGCCUCUGUUCUGCAGAUUCGCGCCAAAGGUGGUAGCCGCAAGGCCUUCUCCACGUGUGCUUCACACCUCAUCGUUGUCAUUCUCUGUCUUGGAAAUGCAUUCCUGAACUACAACAAGCCAAGCGCUGGCUAUUCUCUGGAAAUAGACACUCUGGUCUCUGCCAUGUUCGUCAUUGUCGCCCCCCUGUUGAAUCCCCUUAUCUACAGCCUCCGCAACAAGGAGGUGAAGGGGGCCUUCAGGAAGGUUCUGAACAAGAGGACAGAUUAA